This is a messenger RNA of Bicyclus anynana (squinting bush brown), 1007 nucleotides long. It is a transcript of the gene Mtr3, whose product is annotated as exosome complex component MTR3. Lineage: Eukaryota; Metazoa; Arthropoda; Insecta; Lepidoptera; Nymphalidae. The record is from RefSeq and is a predicted model, not a curated record. Gene Ontology annotation, cellular component: nucleolus; nuclear exosome (RNase complex); cytoplasmic exosome (RNase complex). The transcript has 4 exons. Bases 73 to 1002 code for a protein of 309 amino acids. Gene Ontology annotation, biological process: poly(A)-dependent snoRNA 3'-end processing; U4 snRNA 3'-end processing; nuclear mRNA surveillance.
AUUGUCUUUGUCUGAUGAUUUGUUGUUGUUAUCAAAAAACGUGCGAUUUUUUUAUCAAUUUGUAAAAUUAAAAUGCCUCUAGAUUAUAAAAGAUUCAAUGGUCCCGAAGAUAGUGUUUCAUACAAACGUUUUACUGCCGACUAUUUAAAAAGUUAUGACGAAUUACAUAGUGAGUUAAUUGAUGAAACUGGACAUCGAAAAGAUGGGCGCGCAAUGGAUGAAGCUCGGCCCAUGUAUGUUCGCGGCAACUUCGUGUCUCAAGCGAAAGGCUCAUCAUACAUUGAAAUGAGAGGAACUAAAGUUGUAUGCUCUGUUUUUGACCCUAGAGAGAUUGUGCAUCAAAAUGAAUUCAGUACUGUUGGUCUAUUAUUCUGUGAAGUGAAGUUUGCACCGUUUGCAUGCAAACGUCAAAGACAGUCCCAUGUGCCUGACUCUGAGGAAAAAGCAUUGUCUGUAGCAUUAAGAAAAGCUGUAGGACCAACAGUGUGUUGUCAAUUAUUUGCUAAUUUCCAAAUAGACAUAUUUGUUUACAUAAUUGAAAGUGAUGGUUCAUGUUUAGCAGCUGCAAUCACAGCGGCUGGUCUAGCAUUGGCCAAUGCCGCUGUUCCCAUGUUUGACGUUGUGACUGCUUCCUCUGUUGCUAUAAUUGGAGACAAGAUAUUCAUUGACCCUACAGAGGAUGAGGAACAUUUAGCCAUGAUCAGUCCGGACACAAAUACAAACCAUGGAGUUAUUACGAUGGCAAGGUUGAAUGGCUUGAUGCAAAUAGCAGAUUUUCGUCAAAUAGGCUCACUAGACAUUGAAUGCAUUCUCAAAGUCACAGAUAUAUUAGAACAAGAAUGUCAGAAAGUUUUCCCCAAAAUACAAAAGACACUGGUUGGUUAUGUCAAAAAUGGUAUUAUGGAACAAAAGAGGUUAAGUGAAGAGGGAAAGGCGAGGGAAGCUAAGUUAAAAGACAAAAUGUUAGAAUGGAGGUCUUCAAUAGUAAACAAUUCAGUCUGACAAAA